AUGAACAAUUCGGUGGAUCACCACCACCGUAAAAUCGUCCGAGUCAACACACAACCAUCAUCAUCAAGAAACACGAUUCCCAACGAUCUCAUCAUCGAGAUACUUUUGAGAUUAACGUCGAAAUCCAUCGCAAUCUGUCGUUGCGUCUCGAAGCAAUGGAAUUCCUUGCUUGGCACUCCAUAUUUCACCGAAUCGUUCCUGAUCCGUUCAUCAGCUCGGCCACGCAUUCUCUUCACGUUCGAAGUAGGCGACAAGUGGCACAUCUGCUCAGCACCUCAGCCUCAAGAUCUUGAUAAGGACUUAACUGUUGUACAUGCAGAUUAUCAUAUGGGUAUCUCUGGAAAAUCUUACUACGAAAACUGUCUAUCUGUCCACGGAUUAAUCUGUCUUACCGGUAGGGUUCCUGUGAUAUGUAACCCUAGUACGGGUCAGCACAUAACUCUAUCCGAAGUGAAAGCUAGGAACAAAUCUUUGAGAAGCUUUCUCGGGUACGAUCUGAUCAACAAACAAUUCAAGGUUUUGUGCAUGACCGUGUCAACAUAUAGACAACAACGUAAAUCCAAGGAGCAUCAAGUUCUGACUUUAGGGAAGGGAGAAGUAGAGUGGAGAAAGACUGAAUGUUCGUUUCCUCAUUACCCUGAAGAUUACCGAGAUGGAAUAUCGAUAUGCAUCAACGGGGUCUUGUAUUACCCUGCUCGGUCCAACCACACUAGUUUAAUAGCAUGCUUUGAUGUUAGGUCUGAGGAAUUUAGUUUUGUGAAAUUGGAAGUCGGCGUAAGUAACAUUGUGGCUCUGGUGAACUACAAGGGAAAGUUAGGUGCCCUAGCCUAUCUUUAUGCUAGACCUGGUGAGUUAUGGGUUUUGGAUGAUACCAAGAACGAGAAGUGGUCCAAGCAUAGCUUUGUUUUGCCCCAUACAGCUCUUCAGGAAAUGAAAUCAAUAUGGGCUACUGACACGGGUGAGAUUGUUUGGGUGCUUCCUCAUUAUUCGAAAAGUCCAUUCUAUGUUUUCUUCUACAACCCGGAGACAAAGAGUGUUAGAAGAAUUGAAAUCAAAGGAAUUAAAGAAAAGGUCUUGAAGGGUCAAGAUAGCCAUGUACAAGUACAAAACUUCAACGUCACAAAUCAUGUUGAGAAUCUGAUCGUUGUCUGA
Molecule: messenger RNA, 1152 nt
Organism: Microthlaspi erraticum
Lineage: Eukaryota; Viridiplantae; Streptophyta; Magnoliopsida; Brassicales; Brassicaceae
Source: the annotation of a GenBank genome assembly